UUCCAUAGGCAGCAGUCUCAGAACUUUGGAUCGUCCAGCACUUGUUCUAGGCGUCCUUCUUCGGGGACGAGUGCUCUGUGCAAGUUCUUCUAGGGACGUUCUCUCAUAAGUGAUGUCUACCCUGAAAGAAAUUUGUGGUGGGCUCCCCCUGGACCCUCUUCCUAUGAACAGAGGCCGAAGGAGUGGAAUCCCUCAUUCUCCAGUCAGGACGCCUAACCUCACGCCUCAGGAAAAGAAGCUGGCAUUGAAGAAUUCUUUGCGUUACUUCCCACCCAGCUUCCAUGAAGUCCUGGCACCUGAAUUUGCCAAAGAACUGCAAGCCUAUGGACAUAUCUACAUGUACAGAUUCUGUCCUCAAAUUGAAAUGAGAGCUUACCCCAUCCAGGAAUAUCCUUGCAAAACCAGACAGGCUGCUGCAAUAAUGCACAUGAUCAUGAAUAAUCUUGACCCUGCAGUGGCACAGUUUCCCCAGGAACUUGUAACGUAUGGAGGAAAUGGACAAGUUUUCAGCAACUGGGCCCAGUUCUGGCUGGUGAUGCACUAUUUGUCUGAGAUGGAUGAAGAGCAGACCUUGGUCAUGUACAGUGGACACCCUCUGGGACUCUUCCCUAGCCACCACAGAGCUCCUCGAUUAGUCAUCACCAAUGGCAUGGUGAUUCCUAACUAUUCCUCCAGAGAGGAGUAUGAGAAAAUGUUUGCAAUGGGAGUUACAAUGUAUGGACAAAUGACAGCAGGAAGCUACUGCUAUAUUGGACCACAGGGAAUAGUCCAUGGCACAGUGCUAACCGUGCUCAAUGCAGGCCGUCGUUACUUGGGAGUGGAGAGCCUGGCUGGGAAAGUUUUUGUCACCUCUGGCCUUGGAGGAAUGAGCGGGGCUCAAGCUAAGGCUGCAGUCAUUGCUGGCUGUGUGGGGAUUAUUGCUGAGGUGGAUAAAGCUGCUCUUUUAAAACGUCACCAGCAAGGAUGGUUAAUGGAAAUCACAAGGAGCCUGGAUCAUUGUAUUGCUCGGCUCAGAGAAGCAAAGAAGAACAAAAUAGCUCUGAGUCUGGGAUAUCAUGGAAAUGUUGUUGAUCUUUGGGAGAGACUUGCUGAAGAAUUUGAUGCCACUGGAGAACUGUUAGCUGACCUGGGGUCUGACCAAACAUCUUGUCACAAUCCUUUUAAUGGAGGUUAUUAUCCAGUACAGCUGAGUUUUGAGGAUGCUAACCAACUCAUGGCUAGCAAUCCCGAAGAAUUCCAGGCCCUUGUGCAAGAGAGCCUGAGAAGACAAGUUGCUGCAAUCAACAGACUAGCUGAUCAAGGAAUGUUUUUUUGGGAUUAUGGAAAUGCUUUUCUCCUAGAAGCUCAGAGAGCCGGUGCUGAUAUUGAGAAAAGAGGAGCAUGCAAAGGAGAAUUCCGAUACCCUUCCUAUGUUCAGCACAUUAUGGGUGAGAUUUUUUCUCUAGGGUUUGGCCCAUUUCGUUGGGUUUGUACCUCAGGCAACCCAGAAGACUUGGCAACUACUGACGUUAUUGCCACAUCUGUGCUUGAGAAAGCUGUCCUUGAAGGAGUGAAUCCAUCCGUCAAACAACAAUAUUACGAUAACAUCCGCUGGAUUCAGGAAGCCAGGAGACACAAUUUGGUUGUAGGAUCUCAAGCCAGAAUAUUGUAUUCUGAUCAGAAAGGCCGUGUCGCUAUUGCAAUAGCUAUUAAUCAAGCCAUCGCUGAAGGAAGGAUUAAGGCACAAGUUGUUCUUAGUCGAGACCACCAUGAUGUAAGUGGAACUGACAGUCCUUACCGAGAAACUUCAAAUAUCUAUGAUGGAUCCGCAUUUUGUGCAGAUAUGGCUGUCCAGAAUUUUGUAGGCGAUGCGUUCAGAGGAGCGACCUGGGUAGCCUUACACAAUGGUGGCGGUGUUGGCUGGGGAGAAGUGAUAAAUGGAGGAUUUGGCCUUGUGCUCGAUGGCUCAGCAGAUGCAGAAGAACGUGCAAAAAUGAUGUUGAACUGGGAUGUUUCCAAUGGAGUUGCUAGACGCUGUUGGAGUGGCAACAGCAAUGCUUAUGAAACCAUCUGUCAAGCCAUGGAGAAAGACGAGAAACUCAAGGUGACCCUUCCACAUAAGGUGGUAGAGGACAGCAUCGUGGAAAAAUCCCUGAGUUGUUAAUCUUGACCAGUAGCCGUUUAUUCUGCUUUUAGAUAUUACUGUUUCUCUUUCCCAGAAUAAACCCAAUUUAUGAUACAGUACAGUAAACGCAUUUUAAAAAAUCUUUCAGGUAAGCAGUUCUCCCUCCUCACUCAAAACUUUUAAACAAUAUUCAAUAUUCUUUAUACUUCAAUAGCAAUUCAAUAGUAUUCAAUAGCAAUUGAAGGCACAUCUCUUCAUUAUGUCCUGUUUAAAUUGUGAUUACUUUGAUGGCUUUAUUGUUUAAUGUUGUUCUAGUGACAUUGUAGAGGAAAAGUAGGACGAAAUCCAACCAACAAAUAUUAUAAGCAGUAGAAUGAAAUUGCUGGGUACCCUUUCUUACCGGUGUAGAAAUCCAAGCACAAGUGCUGGAAACGUAAAAGUGACAAUACCAUUUCCAAUGUUGUUGCUGGUUCAGGCAUUUUAGAUUUUUGACACUGUGAUCAAAAUUCAGUAUUGUUAUGGCAAGAUCCCAAUACCAAGCCUCACCUGCUGUCCUUAGCUGUACCGAACCACCCAGUCCUCAAUGACAUCCAUUGAAAAUCCAUGGAUGAACGUGCGAAUGUUGAUGUUUUGUCCCCAGCAAAAUUUAUGUGCAGAAUUAGGACAGAUAACUCGCUUGCCGUUGUCUUCCAGUAAGGCACAUUCUCCUACAUUGUGCUUUUUGCCAAACUCUCUGCACAACCCAACAUGUAUUCACCCAUUUCCUUCCAAACCUUUUCCUGUCUUUGCCCAUUUAUUAGCAAGAGAAUAUUUGCCAUCUCUGCCACAUAGAGGCACAAUUUUGGAAUCACUUCAUCAUGAAGACAUGGAGGGAGAACUUCAUCUCAUUACAUUUUUGCCUCAUACUAUAUAUGUUGUGGUUGUGGGAGAUCUGGACUGGAUGAUGAUAACUAACUUUUUUUUUCUAUAAAAGCUGUAUUCCCUCAGAGCACUACUUCCCAAACUUUUUGGCAUCACACCUUCACUUCUAAAUUUGGAGAAAUGCUUCCAGGUCCUACUUUUCCUGUACCUUUAAUUUCAACUUCUCAAAUUUUAGAUUUGUAAUGUAAAUUUAAAUACAGAAGAAAUAAUAAAAGCAUACUUUAAACUAA
Pogona vitticeps (central bearded dragon) is the source of this 3255-nucleotide messenger RNA. The record is from RefSeq and is a predicted model, not a curated record. Lineage: Eukaryota; Metazoa; Chordata; Lepidosauria; Squamata; Agamidae.